Molecule: messenger RNA, 1953 nt
Organism: Gracilinanus agilis (Agile Gracile Mouse Opossum)
Lineage: Eukaryota; Metazoa; Chordata; Mammalia; Didelphimorphia; Didelphidae
Gene: DPYSL4
Product: dihydropyrimidinase like 4
Exons: 17
Coding region: 1-1953 (650 amino acids)
Cellular component (GO): cytoplasm; cytosol
Molecular function (GO): hydrolase activity, acting on carbon-nitrogen (but not peptide) bonds, in cyclic amides
Source: RefSeq, a predicted model, not a curated record
AUGGCCGGCAGGGCCGGGAAGCCUGAGCUGCCCUCCUACUUCUCUUCCCGGGGCUCGGGCAGCCCCAAGGCCCGGCCCAAGUUCGGCGGUAUGUUCUGCAACGUGGAAGACGCCUUUGAGAACAAGAGCCUGACCUUCACGUCGCCGGGCACCGCCGGGAGGACCAGCCUCCCGAGCUCCGGCUCGCUCUCCCCACCCCCACCCCCACCCCACUCCCCAGGGUCUGGAUCCAGCAUCUUUGGGGGGCGGCGAGAGGGCUGUACGGAGAGUGACCGCCUGCUGAUCAAAGGUGGGAAGAUCGUCAACGAUGACCAGUCGUUCUAUGCUGACGUCUAUCUGGAAGACGGCUUGAUCAAGCAAAUUGGAGAAAAUCUCAUCGUUCCUGGUGGCAUCAAGAUCAUCGACGCCUACGGUCUGAUGGUGCUGCCGGGAGGCAUAGACGUCCACACGCGGCUGCAGGUUUCUGUCAUGGGGAUGAGUUCUGCCGACGACUUCUAUCAAGGCACCAAGGCUGCCUUAGCAGGAGGAACCACCAUGGUCUUGGACCACGUGCUGCCCGAGCCUGGCGUGAACCUGCUUACUGCCUAUGACCAGUGGCGGGAGGCCGCAGACAGCAAGGCGUGCUGCGAUUACUCCCUGCACAUUGACAUCACGCGCUGGCACGAGAGCCUCAAGGAGGAGCUGGAGGCCUUGGUGAAAGACAGAGGCGUGAACUCCUUCCAAGUCUUCAUGUCCUAUAAAGACAGAUACCAGUGUACGGACGGCCAGAUGUACGAGAUUUUCAGCAUUAUCCGAGAGCUGGGAGCCAUCGCGCAAGUUCAUGCUGAAAACGGAGACAUCGUCGACGAGGAGCAAAAGCGGCUGCUGGAGCUCGGGAUCACUGGACCAGAAGGCCACGUUCUCAGCCACCCUGAGGAGGUGGAGGCAGAGGCCGUGUACCGGGCAGUCACUAUCGCCAAGCAGGCCAACUGCCCCCUGUAUGUGACCAAAGUGAUGAGCAGAGGAGCCGCGGACACGAUUGCUCACGCCAGGCGCAGAGGGGCCGUCGUGUACGGGGAGCCCCUCGCUGCUGGCCUGGGCACGGACGGCUCGCACUACUGGAGUAAGAACUGGGCGAAAGCCGCCGCCUUCGUCACCUCGCCCCCAAUAAGCCCGGACCCCAUGACUCCUGACCAUCUCUCCUCUCUGCUGUCCAGUGGGGACCUGCAGGUGGUGGGCAGUGCCCACUGCACCUUUACCACAGCGCAGAAAGCUGUGGGCAAGGAUAACUUUACGAUGAUCCCCGAGGGCACCAAUGGCAUCGAGGAGAGGAUGUCCAUCGUUUGGGAGAAAUGCGUGGCUUCGGGAAAGAUGGACGAGAACGACUUUGUGGCUGUGACCAGCACGAAUGCGGCCAAGAUCUUCAAUCUGUACCCCCGGAAGGGCCGAGUGGCCGUGGGCUCCGACGCAGACCUCGUCAUCUGGAACCCCAAGGCGACCACCGUCAUCUCCGCCAAGAGCCACCACCUGAACGUGGAAUACAACAUCUUCGAGGGCAGCGAGUGCCGCGGGGCCCCCACGGUGGUCAUCAGCCAAGGCAGAGUCGUGCUGGAGGACGGGAACCUGUUUGUGAUCCCCGGCUCGGGGCGCCUCGUCCCCCGCAAAACCUUCCCAGACUUUGUCUACAAGAGGAUCAAAGCCAGGAACAGGCUGGCCGAGAUUCAUGGCGUGCCAAGGGGGCUCUACGAUGGACCAGUGCACGAUGGGAUUGUGACAGCCAAGUCGGUGGCCCCAACGCCUGCGUCCAGAAUCUCCUCCUGCCCUGGCAAGAUCACCGUCCCACCCAUCCGCAACCUGCACCAAUCUGGCUUUAGCUUGUCUGGCUCUCAAGCGGACGACCACAUCGCCAGGAGGCCAGCCCAGAAGAUCAUCGCCCCUCCGGGAGGAAGGUCCAAUAUUACAUCUCUGUCCUAG